This is a messenger RNA of Hemiscyllium ocellatum (epaulette shark), 345 nucleotides long. RefSeq names its product nesprin-2-like. The transcript is spliced from 3 exons. The record is from RefSeq and is a predicted model, not a curated record. Gene Ontology annotation, cellular component: membrane. Lineage: Eukaryota; Metazoa; Chordata; Chondrichthyes; Orectolobiformes; Hemiscylliidae. The annotation marks the transcript as partial.
GAUGAGGGCUCUCUGAUCUCUGCUGAAGAGUUGGAUUUCUCCUCUGCUCCAAUGAGCAGCACUCCCCUACGGCACCAAGUGGGUCGGAGAGAGAUCCGAAUGGAUAGAGCGGCUGUUCCCUCAUCGUCAAAGAGGGUGGAUGGAGAGCUUGGGGCACGGGUGUUUGGAAUCUCGAAGGCUCGAUCCUUCCUGUCCAGGGUUUUCCGGGCUGCGAUUCCCCUCCAGCUUCUCAUCCUCCUGCUGUUACUCCUGGCCUGCCUCGUUCCUUUCACCCAGGAGGACUAUAACUGUGCCUUGGCAAACAACUUUGCCCGCUCCCUGUAUCCAAUGCUGCGAUACACCAUG